AAAUGUUUGACCAGGAUUAUUAGACAGAUUCAUCAGUCAAGAAAUGAAUUAAUCAUUUUUCAAAAUUUUGACAUUCAAGGCAUAAGCAUGUCGCCUGUAACUCCUGAAUUGAUGAAGUACACAGAAAAAUUUGUUUUUCCAUUCAUUAAUGAUGUCACUAAUUAUGAGAAACUGGCAAAAAUUGGUCAAGGCACAUUCGGUGAAGUGUUCAAAGCGCGUUGCAAACGAACGGGUCGAAUAGUUGCUCUUAAAAAAAUCCUAAUGGAAAACGAAAAAGAAGGCUUUCCAAUAACUGCAUUGCGGGAAGUGAAAAUGUUGCAAAAAUUAAAGCAUAAGCACAUCACGGAACUAAUAGAAAUAUGUAGUAGCAGAGCAUCGGCACACAACCGUGAACGUAGCACUUUCUAUUUGGUAUUCACUUUUUGCGAGCAUGAUCUUGCUGGUUUAUUAUCUAAUACCAACGUUCGACUUUCUUUGGUUCAUAUAAAAACACUGAUGAAACAUUUAUUAGAAGGACUCUACCAAAUACAUUUUGCUAAAAUAUUACAUCGUGAUAUGAAGGCUGCAAAUGUCUUGAUUACAAAAGAUGGUAUUUUGAAGUUGGCGGAUUUUGGUCUGGCGCGACCAUUGUUUUCUAAAUUACCUGGUCAACCAGAGCACUGUUACACGAACCGAGUUGUUACUCUGUGGUACCGUCCGCCUGAGCUACUUCUUGGUGAACGUCAUUAUGGGCCCCAAAUUGACAUGUGGGGCGCAGGUUGCAUCAUGGCUGAAUUAUGGACACGCACUCCCAUCCUACAGGGGGAAAGUGAACAAAAACAACUUUCAUUAAUAUCUAAUUUGUGUGGAAGCAUUAAUUCACAGACAUGGAGAGGUGUGGAAAAUUUGCCACUUUUUGGCAAAAUGGAGUUGCAACAAAAUCUGAAUCGUCGAGUUGUGGAACGUUUAGAAGCCUACGUUAGAGUAAAUCUUGCUGAAAUCGUGAAAAUAAAUAUAUGUGAAGAUCGAAAUGCUUUAAAUUUGAUCGAUAGCCUUCUUGUCUUGGACCCAUCGUUACGUCUCGAUGCCGAACAGGCUCUCGACCACUUGUUUUUCUUCACACAACCUCAUCCUGCAGCUGAUGUGAAAGAUUUGAUGAGUACUAUCUCGACAAGUCUAUUUGAAUAUACUGUUGGAAGAGGAGCACACAGUGCUCGCGGUCGCGGUGUACACCACCAAAAUCGUCAGAAUGUCCGGCCUUCAAUAGCAUCGCAGGGGCAGUAUGUAGAUAUGGUUUUCUAA
Molecule: messenger RNA, 1281 nt
Organism: Thelazia callipaeda (thelaziosis nematode)
Lineage: Eukaryota; Metazoa; Nematoda; Chromadorea; Rhabditida; Thelaziidae
Source: the annotation of a GenBank genome assembly